CAGCUCUUACUUGAUAAGCAUUAGCAGUCAAUCUAAUCUUCUCUACUUUCUGUGCGUUUUAGAUUCAUAUUUGAAUAUGGAGUACAAGCUUGCUGUGGCAGGAAUUAUAGCUUCUCUCUGGGCAUUAUUUAUGUUAUGUAGCUUAAAACGAAAGAAGAAUAUCACCAGAGCUUUAUUUAACAACUACACAGAUGAAACCUUGAGCAAAGAAAUAUGCCAGCCUGAGAUAGUUGCUUCUCCUGAUAUAAUCAUUGUUGGGGCUGGUGUUGCUGGUGCAGCUCUUGCUUAUGCUCUUGGCAAGGAUGGACGCCAAGUACAUGUAAUUGAGAGAGACUUAAGUGAGCCUGACAGAAUUGUUGGUGAGCUACUACAGCCUGGUGGCUAUCUGAAACUGAUUGAAUUGGGUCUUGAAGAUUGUGUAGAAAAGAUUGAUGCACAGCAAGUUUUUGGGUAUGCUAUAUUCAAGGACGGGAAAAGUACCAAGUUAUCUUAUCCCUUGGAUGGAUUUCAGACAAAUGUGUCCGGAAGAAGCUUUCACAAUGGUCGUUUUAUACAAAGAAUGAGGGAGAAAGCUACAUCUCUUCCCAAUCUAAUUUUGCAGCAAGGAACAGUGACAUCACUUGUAGAGAAAAAAGGAACUGUAAAAGGGGUAAACUACAGAACUAGAAAUGGUCAGGAGAUGACAGCAUAUGCUCCCCUUACAAUUGUCUGUGAUGGUUGUUUUUCAAACUUGCGCCGCUCUCUUUGCAACCCCAAGGUUGAGAUCCCCUCUUGUUUUGUGGCUUUGGUGCUAGAGAACUGUGACCUUCCCUACGCAAAUCAUGGACAUGUAAUUCUAGCUGAUCCAUCACCUAUCCUGUUUUAUCCUAUAAGCAGCACUGAAGUUCGUUGUUUAGUUGACAUACCAGGCCAAAAAGUACCCUCCAUUUCUAAUGGAGAAUUGGCUCAAUAUCUGAAAAGCACUGUGGCUAAGCAGAUCCCUUCUGAGCUACAUGAUGCAUUCAUAUCUGCAAUUGAAAAAGGAAACAUAAGAACAAUGCCAAACAGAAGCAUGCCAGCGUCUCCUCAUCCAACUCCAGGUGCGCUUCUGGUGGGUGAUGCAUUCAACAUGCGACACCCUUUAACUGGAGGAGGAAUGACGGUGGCACUUUCUGAUAUAGUUCUAUUACGAAACCUUCUUAGACCUCUGGAAAAUCUAAAUGAUGCUUCUGUCCUUUGCAAAUAUCUCGAAUCAUUUUAUAUUCUUCGAAAGCCAAUGGCAUCCACCAUAAAUACAUUAGCAGGUGCCCUUUACAAGGUUUUUUCUGCAUCAACUGAUCGAGCAAGAAGUGAAAUGCGACAAGCAUGUUUCGACUAUCUGAGCCUUGGAGGUGUAUUUUCAAAUGGACCCAUAGCUCUACUCUCUGGUCUAAAUCCUCGGCCAUUGAACCUAGUCCUACAUUUCUUUGCUGUGGCUGUCUAUGGAGUUGGCCGCUUAAUACUUCCAUUCCCUUCACCUAAAAGCAUUUGGGAUGGAGUUAAAUUGAUUUCGGGGGCAUCAAGUGUCAUUUUUCCUAUAAUGAAGGCAGAAGGAAUUGGACAGAUAUUCUUCCCAGUAACCAAGCCUCCAAAUCACAAAAGCCAAACUUGGUAGAAAAACCAGAACAUUUUUGCAGGUUAAGCAGGAUACUCUUGUACAAAUUUGAAAUCAAUAGCUUCAUGGAAAUUGGUUCUUUUAUGUAUUCAAUCUUAGAAUUCAUUCUUUAAUCAUCAGGACAAAUUUUCUUUGUACUUUUCUGAGAUUUAUAUAUGUUAUUCCGAAGAAAUUGAAAUCAAUGUAAAUGUUAUUCCAAAAUCAGAAUUUAUGAUUAUACUCACCAUUACACAUAAGAUUGAACCAAGAUCUUGCUACUAAUAAAAAUAAAUAAUAUAUGCUUUCUUUUGAACAAAAAAUAAAUACAAUAUGCUUGUCGUACUAGUAUUAAUGAAAUUACUUUAUAAUAUUAAAAAUAAAAUAGU
This is a messenger RNA of Ricinus communis (castor bean), 1998 nucleotides long. RefSeq names its product squalene monooxygenase SE1. Gene Ontology annotation, molecular function: squalene monooxygenase activity; flavin adenine dinucleotide binding. Gene Ontology annotation, biological process: sterol biosynthetic process. Gene Ontology annotation, cellular component: endoplasmic reticulum; membrane. NCBI's taxonomy places the organism in Eukaryota, Viridiplantae, Streptophyta, Magnoliopsida, Malpighiales, Euphorbiaceae. The record is from RefSeq and is a predicted model, not a curated record.